UCAAGGUGUUCCAAUCGACAAUAUGAUUAAUAUUUAAUUAAUUUAAUAAUCAUUACAUGAAAAGACGUCAUUGACUGAAAUAGGGAUAUUCUAAUAGAUAUAGGUAUUCCCUCCCAUUUCGUCAUUUAGUCAAGGAAAGGCAUAUCAUAAACUGACUACAACAUAUGUUAAAAUUUGGCGCUAGCGCCAAAAAUUAUAAAUAAUUUGAAAUUUUGAACGAAAUAUUAUAUAUAUAUAUGUAAUUAUAAAUAAAUUAUUGUUUAAAGUAAUUACUAUGAACAUUGUUAUAAAGUACAUGAAACAAAAUUUGUGGUAACAAUCGCCAGAUAAGUGUAAUAAAUUCAUAUGCUAAUUAACUGUGAAUAAGCAUGCGUUCCCAUGUGCUUAAUUUUAUUAAGCCCGCCUUUAUGGAGUUCCGUUCAAUAAACUUUUUAAACGGAAUGUACAUGACAAUGGUUGACUGCAAAAAGUUGCGAACUCCAGUCGAAGUUACUGAAAGAAAGUUUCAGGAUGCAUGUUCCAAAUUGCAAUCUUUGCGGUCUGCCAUGGCAGUUCGAGAAAAAGCUACAAAACAUGCCUAUCAUGAGGUAACAGAGACCAAAAAGCAAUUCCUCUGCUUAGGAAUGACAAUGGAAAAGUUAGAUCAGCUGUCUGUGGUCCAUGUUGCUGGCACAAAAGGAAAGGGUUCAACAUGUGCUUACACAGAGAGUAUCUUGCGGAACUGUGGAUACAAGACUGGAAUGUUCUGUUCACCACACUUGGUUGAUUUAAGAGAAAGGAUACAAAUUAAUGGCCGCCGUCUUUCAGAGUCAACUUUUUCCAGAUAUUUCUUUGAAGUCUAUGACCGCCUGCAUGAGUCAAUGAAAAACGGAGCAAUCAGUGAUAUGCCUCAUUAUUUUCAAUUUUUGACUUUAAUGGCAUUAUAUGUAUUCCUGAAAGAACCAGUUGAUGUUGCUAUAAUAGAAGUUGGUAUUGGUGGCCAGUAUGACUCUACAAAUUUCAUAAACACAGCUGUGGUUUGUGGCAUCUCUCUACUGGAUUAUGAUCAUGAACACAUUUUGGGAUCAACUCUUGAUGAGAUUGCUUGGCAGAAAGCAGGAAUUUUCAAGCAUCAAGUUCCAGCUAUUACUCAACCUCAACAUCAGAAGGCAAUGAAUGUUCUCAUUGAAAGAGCACAAGCGCAAAACAAUCCACUGUACACUGUAUCAGGAAAUGUACCUGGUUUAAACAAUGACACAACCAAUUAUGAACCAUUUCAACUUUUGAAUAUAUCAUUAGCAAUCCAGUUGGCUCGAAUAUGGCUAAGUGACCACGAUCAAGAGAACUGUCGGAAACAGUGGUUUAAUGAUUGCAAUAUCCAAUCAGGGUCAACAAACCUACCAGUUCUUGAUUUUGAUUUUCCAGAUUUCUCCAAAUUCAUUAGAGGAAUUAAGACCUGUCACAUACCUGGUCGAUUACAAAUUAUAAAACAUGAAUCAGUGAGUUUCUACUUGGAUGGUGCUCACACUGAGGAGAGCAUGAAAGCCUGUACUGACUGGUUUCUGAAACAAUGUAAUCUAGAGAUGAAAUCCAAAUCAAGUACAAAGAUGAUCCGUGUUUUGAUGUUCACUGUGACUGGAGGAAGGAAAGUGAAAAAUCUCCUCUCUAUUUUAAAGGAAUGUUCAUUUGAUGUUGUAAUUUUCCUGCCGAAUCUUCAACAUAAUCCUAAAGUUAUUGAAGAUCUCAAAGAAUUAGCCACCCUGGAGAAUAUGGAACAUUGCAGAGAUAUGCAGACUGUGUGGUAUAACCUUCAUCAGGAAAUUUCUGAAUGUCAGUAUAAGUCAAUUCGAAGAAAUACAAUGCAGGCUGUUAGUAUUCUAUGUCCUUCUGUCAAUGAUGCCUUAUAUUGGUGUUCUUCAGAUGUUAAAAACCUUGUGAAGCCCUCAUACAAGUUGAUUGGUGUUCCUGCAUUACUCAGAGGAGCUGCUCAUAAUCAGCUUCUUGCAACUGGUAGUCUUCUCUUGGUGGGAAAGCUGUUAUCAUUUUUAAAUACAGAUGAGCUUUAAAAGUUAUGAUUUUUCAAAAAUGUAUCUUCUGUAAAUAUAAAAAUAAAAAUAAGAAUAAUAACAGAGAAUUUGCACAUAAUAUAAGUAACCCUUAUAAGGGAAAUAACGAAAUAGAUACUUUAUGGCUAAUAAUCCCUUUCACUAUGCAAAUCAAAAAUAACAUAGUAAAAACAGUUUUUAGUUUAAUUAAUAAACAUUUGCAAAACGAAAAAACAAAUAUUGGGAGAUAAUUAAUAACAAAGCAAUAAGAAUAGGAUAUAGUCUAACACACAAUCUAGCUACCAUCAUCUCAAUUAACAAUAGAAAACUAGACAACUAGACAAGUAGAAAAAAUAAUAGAAUUAAUACAAACAUAGAUAAUAAUAAUAAUAAUAAUAAUAGAAAUGGCGUGGUUGGUGUUGAUAAUAAUAAUAAUAAUAAUAAUAAUGCUAAUAACAGUAACAAUGUAAAUAAUAAUAAUAAUACUAAUAACAGUAACAAUGUAAAUAAUAAUAAUAAUAAUAAUAAUAACAGUAACAAUGUAAAUAAUAAUAGUAAUAACACUAACAUUAAUAAUCAUAAUAGUAUAAGCAAUAAUAACAUUAUUAGGAUCAACAAUAACCAAAGAAAUGAUAAUAUAAUAACUUUUAUUCCCAGUAACAUAAACCUUGUACAGCAAUGCAGAACAUGUAACUGUAGAAUAAGUAAUAAUUGUGUAUUUAAUAAUAGCUGCAUUAGAAAGGAGGUAGUAUAUCAAUGUAUAGUAAGUACACAAUAUGAUAGUAAGGUAUAUGUGGGUGCAACAAAAAACAAUAUGAAAGAGACUUAAUUAUCACAUUUAUACAUUUAGAAACAGAAAUAGGAGAAAUUCUACAGGGUUAAGUAGCUACAUAUGAGAACUUAAGGAUGGGGAAAUUAAUUAUAAUUUACACUGGAAAAUAUUAAUAUCAGCACCUGCAUACAAUAAUAAAAAUAGAAAAUGUUUAUUAUGUAUUAAUGAAUUUUUUUUUGUAAUUGGGGCUAAAAUUCCACAUAUUAACAACUUUAAGGAACGUAUCCUGUCUUCAUAAAAUUGGGUAUAUCUUUUUCAAAUACAACUAGAACCUAGUAUUAAAAUACCCCUACUGACAUAAUAAUAGUAAUAAUUAUGUAGAGUUAACCAUUGUUAUUAUAUUAUAUUGUAUUAUGUAAUAUGAUAAUUAUGCAGAUAUAUAUAUAAAUGAAGGUAUAUAUUAAGUCAGAUAUAAUUAUAUACAUGAAUAUGUGAUUAUUUAUUACUAUAGAUACUACUUUGGUAUUUAUAUAUGGAUAUGUGUGUAUAUUUGUGUAUUUAUGCAAACACUUGUAUGUAUAUGUAUAUACAUAUAUAUAUUUGUGCAAGCAAUUAUAUAUGUAUAUAUUUAUGUAUGCACACACAUGUAUGUAGGUUAAGAUAAACAUGUAUAUGUUUUUGUUUUCUGCUGAGGCUUAUGUGUGUGGGGAUAUAUAUAUGUGUAUGUGGGUAUGUAUGUAUGUAUGUGUGUGUAUGUAUGUAUAUGUGUAUAUAUGGUUGUGUAUACAUAUAUGU
Messenger RNA from Octopus bimaculoides (California two-spot octopus), 3591 nucleotides. RefSeq names its product folylpolyglutamate synthase, mitochondrial. Gene Ontology annotation, cellular component: cytosol; mitochondrion; cytoplasm. Gene Ontology annotation, molecular function: tetrahydrofolylpolyglutamate synthase activity; ATP binding. Gene Ontology annotation, biological process: tetrahydrofolylpolyglutamate biosynthetic process. Lineage: Eukaryota; Metazoa; Mollusca; Cephalopoda; Octopoda; Octopodidae. The record is from RefSeq and is a predicted model, not a curated record.